UCUGAGUAAAACCUUGGAAGAGUGGGUUUAGCGUAAACCUUUAUAGUAUCACUUACCCAUACAGUAUCUAGGAGCAGCUGUCGUACUAGCAGCGGUAGUAGCAGUAACUCUAGAGGAAGCCCACUGCCUGUAUCUACUUUCUCCCCUGUGUCGACCGUGUAUAGAGGACCGUUCUGUGUCUGUGUGAGGACCAGUCUAUGUGUGUGGAUGGGGGUUGGAUUGCAAAGAGAACAACAAACGACGAAUAUAUGGUCGACGAGAAAGUAUUUAUUAGUUAUGGUGAUGAAUCAAUCAAGUGCUCUGGACUGGCGCGGCGUGCCAUGAUGAAUGUCAUAUAGCGCAAUAAGGAUUUUUGCCUUUGCUUACAUGCUGUCUCGAUCUAGCACCGAAGACAGUGAUUGUUGGUGAAACGGUGUCAUGGAGGAACAACGAAGAACAUACCCAAUGGUUCUGUGUGUGGUAUCCAACCGCAGUUUUCUGUGAGUCCUUGUGCGAGGAUGUUUUUGCUAUGUGACGCUGCUAAUUGACUCUAGAAGAGCACCAUUAAAGGGACCGGCAGCUGGAGCCGUGGUGCUCUCCAGAUGAAGGAAGAUGUUUAAGAUUGUUAGUAUCUUGCCAGGAGAAAAGUAGCCCCAUCACCAUGCCUGCUUUAGUCGGGUUACUUUUAGCAGCGUAUUGUUAAAGUCACUUGACCCCUAUAGGGGGAGAACGUUUUGGGUUACGUGGGGACUACACGCCUCGCAAAUGUGAAGUGCUCUGGCGCUCCAUUGGUUGACUUUCGCACCGCUUCACAUUGUAAGUUCUAGUUUGUGGUCAACGUUCCAAAUCAUUAUGGACGAUUCGUUAACUGAUUCGAUGUUUGAGGAGCCGACCGAUAGGUCGUUGCUCGCACGUGAAUGGCUCUUUGUCAAAAUACUACAUUGCAUCGAGGCCGGUAAAUCUAAGGCGUCCGGAAUUCUACUCGUUGGAGGACCUGGCAGCGGCAAGACAACGGCUCUAGGAGAAAUCGCGCGCCCUUCAGAGUCGGACUCGAGGCAAGCAGAACUAAAUAGACGGCUUAUUGCCAACUAUCACUGUGAUCCUCAGGUGCUUAGCUCGCUUCGAUUAUCCAAUUUUAUUCUCGAUCUUGUCGAUCAGCUGAGCGCUUGCCCACUUCUAACUGGUUAUCGGGAUCGGCUUGAAAAUCCGGAAGUUGUGGCGGUGCUGCAGCCGUCUGAAGUUGAACGAUUUCCAGAUGAAGCCUUUAAAAAAGCAGUACUGUUCCCACUUCUGGAGACGGAGCCACCAGAAAUGUGCUGCGUAAUUAUUGUGGAUGGCAUUGAUGAAACAGGGCCCGAUUCCGAGCGCGGUUUGAUGUCUCAUUCGACGCACACGGCUCGGUCAUCAACGGCAGUGGAUUCGAGUGACGCUAAUUCGUUAUGGAGCGAGUCUAUCUCCCAACUGCUAUCUGUUCACCACCAAUUAUUUCCUCCGUGGUUAAUGCUUGUGUGUUCAGCGAGACGCCAAAGUCGUACGAUUAGCCGACUCUUCACGGGAUUCCGAAAGAUCGCCUUAGACGAUCUUCGAAAACCGAACGUUGUACGAGAUAUGCAGCAGUACAUACUCAACCGACUCGACGCUGACGCUGGUCUACGAAAGCAUUUGAGCCGAGAAAACGCAGAUAUGCUUAAUCAGCUACAUAUCAAAAGCAAUGGUUGCUUACUAUAUCUAGAGCAAGUCCUGGAUGGAGUUGUCGAUAAUAGUAUUAUCCUGCGGGAAAUCCGCGACAUUCCGGGUACAUUGAACGGACUCUACCUUUGGUACUGUCAACGAUUAUUUGGAUCAAAGAUGGAGUUCGAUUCACAGGUUCGACCCCUCCUCUGUCUCCUGCUCACAGCCACUAAACCUGUUCCGUUUGAGGACGUAUAUCAAUGUUUGUGGGGCUGGGAUUCGGAGCUAACCCGCGAAGGCCUAUUGAAAACGUUGAAACGUCUAUCGAAGAUUGUAUCACCGUCCUCACAGCAUCGACGCAGACUACGUAUCUUUCACCAAAGUUUCGCCGAAUGGCUUUGCGACGUGAAGCAUUGCACACAACGGUUUCUCUGUAAACCACAAGUUGGACAUGCAAUGUGGGCUCUUCGCUAUUCGACAUUAUGCAAAGCAACUGACCUCACAACUGAGGAAAGCUCUGACCUGUGGCAUCAUCUGCGACGAACAGGAUUAUCUCAGCAUUACCAAGCUAUGUGGCAAUCUCAUUGUACAGGCGAACCUUUGCGGGAGAGUACUCUUAUGUACACCUCCGUUAGUUCUCUGGGGGCAACCGAUAACCACGCACUGCUCAAUAAUUCCUUGUUGCUCGAAAAUAAAGUUGUUCGACUCCUUCUUGAAGCAUGUUCAGCACCGAAUUUAAAACGGUUUAAAAGUUGUGUGCAACUCGACGAGAUGGACAAUGACGAAGUUACAUCUGUAAGUGAGCUGGCAACAUCGUUGCUCGAAGAAAGCCAAUUGGCGAGUCUUGCGCCAGACACCGUCGACGAAGCGGAACCGUCAAGUCAGCGAACGCUGCUGCACCGAGCAGCUGAGGAGGGAGAUCUUCAACUUGUAGCUCGCCUUGUAGAGAUGGGCGCAGCUAUCGAGAAUGCAGACCGAAAUGGCCAAACGCCGCUAAACCUCGCGGCUCGUCAGGGUCAUCUACAGGUUUUAGAAGCUCUACUGCGUGCUGGCGCGGCGGUGGACCGUGCGGACGUCGAUGGAUGGACUCCGUUAAGAUCUUCGGCCUGGGCGGGACAUGCAGCUGUGGUGGAUGCUCUAUUACAGUUUGGAGCACGGGUAGAUCUGGCUGAUGCCGACGGCCGAACAGCACUGCGAGCAGCUGCUUGGGGCGGUCACGAUGACAUCGUAAUGCGGCUUCUUAAGGCCGGGGCCGCAGUAAACGCACGGGACGCUGAGGGCCGAACGGCGCUAAUUGCAGCUGCAUACAUGGGGCAUUCAGCUAUAGUUGGCCACCUUUUGGACGCUGGAGCUGACAUCAAUCACGCAGACAAGGAUGGAAGAACCGCUUUAAGUGUGGCCGCACUUUGUGUGCCAGCCUCACAGGGCCAUCACGCCGCUGUGGUUUCACUACUUCUUGAACGUGGAGCUGAGGUGGAUCAUCGAGAUUCGGAAGCAAUGACGGCGCUGCUUGUAGCAGCUUUUGAGGGCCACGCCGAAGUUUGUGAGCUGUUGCUGGAGGGAGGCGCCGAUGUCGAUCAUGCAGAUGCAACAGGCAGGACUCCGCUAUUUGCUGCUGCGUCAAUGGGACACGCACAUGUUGUGAAACGACUGUUGUUCUGGGGCGCAUAUGUGGACUCUAUCGACUCGGAAGGCCGAACGGUUUUAUCAGUGGCGGCUGCCCAGGGUAAUUCGCAAACAGUUGAAUGCCUCCUCGACCGAGGAUUGGAUGAGCUUCACCGUGAUAACGCUGGCUGGACUGCCCUCCAUUACGCAGCAUUCGAAGGACACGCACAAGUCUGUCAGCUUCUCAUGCAGGCUGGUGCUAAGCCGAAUGAAGUUGACACCGAUGGCCGCACACCAUUAAUACUGUCAGCACAAGAAGGCCAUUCGGCCUGUGUCCAGCUCUUUAUCCAGAGCUGUCCACGGAUUCUUGAGCAUCGAAGUCAUGACGGUCGUACGGCGCUCCGUAUGGCAGCUAUGGAGGGUCACAAAGAGACCGUCGAUUUGCUUUUAGGAUUUGGUGCAGAUGUGAACUAUCAGGAUGCUGAUGGUCGAACUACCCUGUACCUUCUUGCAUUAGAGGGAAACGUGUCAAUGUUGGAACACUUAAUCGGUCGAGGGGCAGAUGUCGAAGCAGUUGAUCUUGAGGGACGCACGGCGCUACACGUGGCCGCAUGGCAAGGGCACGUUCACGUUGUCGACCUUCUAUUGCGUCGCGGAGCGCAUGUGGAUGCUGUUGAUCGCGAGAUGCGUUCGGCGCUUCAAUCAGCAGCAUGGCAGGGUCACGCUGAUGUCGUUCGCCUGUUAAUUGAACAAGACGCGUCUGUGAAUCACGUAUGCAACCAGGGGGCAUCCGCGCUGGGAAUCGCUGCUCAAGAAGGACACGCAUCGGUGGUACGGGUACUGUUAGCGCACGGGGCAGAUGUCCAUCACAGCGACCUCUGUGGUCGAACACCAGCAAGAGUUGCGCUAAAAGCGGGCCAUCAGGAGGUGGCAGCUUUAAUUGAGGCUUACGGAGGUAAUUCCCAGAGUGGACGAAGCUCCUCAAGCAACGUCAGCGGCGAAGGAGCUGAACGAACCGAACGGCUAGAACGUGCAACGGCUGCUGCCCCGCGAGCGGUUCCAAGGACCCUGUUACAGCCUGCUAAUAGAGAUAGCUUUGCUGAGUCGGUAACUACCGGAAGUGAAAGCGGUGUCGGAGAACAGAAUGUAAGCUUUACAGCUAUGAUCCAACGAAGGGCGUCACAGACCAGCAGCACGUGUGUCUCUCGGGAGCAGGGAUCAAGUUUUCAAAACCUACGUCGCACCAAAAUCGUCACCAACCCAAACUUCAUCGGUGGUAGCAGCAAGAAGAAAGAAACACCCAUUUGACGUUCGCAUGAGCUGACAAAUUUUCCUGGACAAGAAUCACCACUAACUGAUGUGUCAGGUAGCGUUCCCGUCCAAGAGAGGCCCCUGUGAGAUCCGAGUAUUAUCUGCAGAAUAUAGGCACGCUUUUGAUUUGUUUCAGACGAUAUUAAAUAUCUGUAUUGCAGCCUGAGUUAACACAAUACCCAUACUACUUCUGUUGCGACAUCUUCGAAUGAGUCGCGAGAGUUUUGAUGGUACGAUGUCAAGUAUCUUUAAUAUUACAAUUGAAACUGGUUCGAUAGGUUGCUCACAUCGACAUUUUACCACGCUCGAAUGUUAAGUUGUUAUGAUGAGUAGCGGUGACUGAUUGUGCGAACUGAUAGUGUAGAUGUUCGCUCUCUAAAUAGUGAUAAGUGUGUCCCCAGAAGUGUCUAUAUAUUGUAGCAGCGUAGACCUUUCCGUAGGUACAAUUAUUAAUUAGCGCCCUGUUUCAAAGGAAUGAAAUGAAAUAGACCAGCGAGGUCAUCAAUGUUUGGCAUCAGCGCCCGUGGGAAGUAGGUCGUCACUUAAUUAGCAGUUUUGAAAAGGCUAUAAAGUUGUGAAAUUUUGCUGUGAAUAUGGUAUACAUCUAUGGGGCUUUUAAUCCUUAAACUAUGUGUAGCGCCUUUCAUUUCCGAAAAAUUCGGUUUCUCUCCUAAAAAUAACGCGACCUUGUUAUUUCCCACUAAGCACAAACAGUCAACCUUGAAGAUUCACCGUCAAAUGCUUAAUUAUUUCCAUUUGAAACUUGAAUUGGUUACGCCAGCAUAUCAGAUACUUUUAUUAUGCUCUUAUUUAUAGUCGACAGCCUAAAAGUUCGAGUCAAGCGACACCCUUGUUUCUAUGGGGUGUUGCGCCGAUUAAAAAUCGUGUAAGUCUGCGAUUUUUAGUUUUUUUUUUAUGAUGCGAGUUUUUUUACACCGUACUUUGGGCUCAGUCUUCAACUAAUGAACUGGUGGAACACAAUCGUGGAGAAUAUUUUGCAAAACAACAGAAACGUGAGUUGUAUAUCGUAGAUGUUGUAUUUAUCGUAGAAAAGGAAAGGGAGCACAGAAGUCGAUCGAAGGACGACGACAAUAACUAUGAGAAUAACGUCUAAAGGGUUUUGCGGUAACAAAAGAUCAAUACUUACAAUGUCGGCUGCCUGUGGCAGUGACUGUUUAUUUUCUGUUUAGGUUUGUAAUGGUUGAUAAACGCGGUCUUAGAUAGAGAUACAGAAAGCAGCAAGUGACCCCUUCCAUGACGCCAAGCUGCAUACAAAGCGUGGCGUCAUGGAUUUUUCAAUUCAAUUUUAGCGUUAAAAUAGGAAGUUAGAUAGUUACGAUAAAAAACGCAAUUCGCCAAAGUUUAGAGAGUUUCCCAGUCUUCAAGGUAUAUUUCAACGAUCUAUGUAUGCAUACAAAAACAUUGUGGCACCCAUUAUGUCAAGCCAAAAAAAACUGGUAAAUGCCGAUCUUUGUCACAAAUGUUACCAUGUUAACGCGUCUCAUCGUCGGGGCUAAAUAACCGCAUCUAGUAUUAGAGAGAAAGAGAGAGAGAGAUAUGGAUGACAAAGAACAGAGUAACUGUGUAACAAGCAUGUAUUUAAGAAAUGCCGGUGUUUCAUUAGGUAACCAGUUAGUUACCUAUUGUUACGAGAUUGUGAUCGUCAUCUAUGUGAAUAUAAUUAAUAUUCACAUCGUUAUUAUUAUAAUUUUGCUAAUGAACCUGAUAUACCUGCAAUCAUGUGCCUUCUCAGUUGAGAGCAGUCGAGCUAAUUAUUCCGAUGAUUUAAAUGCGACGUUUUGCGCAGACUUCAAACCUGGCGCUCAUUUUUCUAACAUUUGCCGAACAUUAUUUUUUUUUCACUGAAAAUUUGUGGCUUCUUAAUCGGCUUUAGUCAACAACACAUCUACUACGUCUGCUAUAAUAUAUAUAUAUAUAUAUAUAAUAUAUAUAUAUAAUUUUAAUGUUUUUAACAUUAAUAAAACUUUAUUAGAAUUGGCAUUGGCUAUAAAACUAACAAAAUGUUCGCCUGUAAUAUCAGUACUCAAUAAACAAGGCGAACUGGAACUUUUAUCCUGACAAGUUCUCGUAUUAGUUUUCCGUUCAGAUAUUUGUACACAUUAUUUAUACAGAGUGUACAGAAUAUGACCUUCAGCUUUGGUGAACGAUAAAUACGAAUGUCCCAUGAACAGAUGUGUAACCUUGGCUAUGUGGUUAACAAUGUCAUACCGCAAAUAAUAAUGGUAGUAAUUUCAAUAAUAUGGACGAGGGGUUAAGUCAAAUAGGUGUACAUGUAUAUGCAUAGGGGGAAAUUAGAAGUAAUUUUAUCAUCGCGACGGUUGUCAGGAUCUUCCUUACGAUUGGGCAGUGACGUUACAUAGAAGGUUGCAAGUAGUUAGUCAAUAUAUAAUAUCAAUGACGACCACUGUGCUAGUUUUGAUUAAAAAUUCGACUAAACGUUGCUUCUCCUAUGAUCCGAAUGAAAUCACUAUUGCUUUUAAGUCGUACACAAUGUGAUUGGGGAUAUACCGACAUACUAAGUCAGGCGUAGUAUUAACAAUGAAUGUAACUGCGGCAUCUUUCAAAAAAAAUAGGCGAAAACCUUUAUACAUAAUAAAAUAGAGGAU
This is a messenger RNA of Varroa destructor (honeybee mite), 7193 nucleotides long. RefSeq lists its product as uncharacterized. NCBI's taxonomy places the organism in Eukaryota, Metazoa, Arthropoda, Arachnida, Mesostigmata, Varroidae. The record is from RefSeq and is a predicted model, not a curated record. Gene Ontology annotation, molecular function: protein binding.